AUGGAUGGAAUUAAAGUUAAUGAUGUAUUUGAUCCUGUCAAUGAAGAGGAAAACAUGACCAUUUGCAAUCUUCAAGGGCCACUGCUGCCUGGGUCUUAUCGUUCAUAUGGAAAGGCCCUCAAACGUUCUUUCGAAAAGGAGUUGAAUCUCGAUGAUUGUCCUAUAGCUUUAAAAAGGCCAAGAGGUAACUCUAAAUCUUCCAAAGUUUGUAUUUCUAAAGAACCCAGAAAUUUUCCUAGUGAGUCCGUCAAGAAUUUCUCUCAUGCAAAUGGCGAUUUACCAAGGCCUAGACGUCGUCGAAAGUCAUCAAUUACGCAAAAUGUCGUAGAUGAUCGUGUUGCUCAAACCACGGAGAUGGUGCCAAUUGAAAUAAAACCCCCCACAGGUGACGAGGAACCCCAAGAGCUACCAGAAUGGCUACAGAAUGAAAUAACAGAAUCGUCUCUAAAACCACUGGAUACAAUAUUUGAGGAUCGUCUUUUGGAGGAGAAUAAACGAAUCCCUCCUGCGCGUUCGAAAAGGUUCAACAUUUCAACUACCACAAGAGUAACGCGCCGAAGGACAUUCGUUAACUCAUCCCCAGUUCCAAAUGUAGUGACUUCCUUGACUAAAAGUUGCCUUCCACGACAGUUAGUCUUUGUGACCUGGGAGGAGAUGUAUCCAAGCCAAAGGGAAGAUGAAAAUUGGAAGAAAUUUGUUGUCAAGUCUAAGAAAGAUAAAAGACGUUCCCAUAUUUCCAAGCUCAGAUCUAUGAACAAGCGACUGGGAGAAGUGUUCAGAAUUUCUGAAGAAACAGAGAAAAGGCUCAAACAAUUUUGGACUGAAAUGACCGAUGACUUAUAG
Molecule: messenger RNA, 843 nt
Organism: Rodentolepis nana
Lineage: Eukaryota; Metazoa; Platyhelminthes; Cestoda; Cyclophyllidea; Hymenolepididae
Source: the annotation of a GenBank genome assembly